CAGAGUCCAUCCGAGAUCCAGAACCGCGCUGAACUGGUUCGAGUAGCGAGGUGUGAGGCAGGAGACGUGCGCAGUCGCGUGCCAAAAGAGAUCAGUGGGAGGGAAGCGAUCUUUGCGAUCAGCUGGAGCACCUCGCAAAAAUGUUCUUUCUGCAACGUUCUGUUUUACCCUCCUAUGGCAGGGGUGGAAUGGGCGCUUGGGCGCGCGCACUUCCACCUUCGCACCCUGCCGUCAAGGACAUUCAGCACAGAGAGAUUCACGAGGUCUCGGGAGACGUAGUACCAAUCAACAUGGUGAAGGGUAUAGGUCAUCUCCGAGAUCCCAGAUUGAACAAGGGGUUGGCCUUCACGUUGAAGGAAAGAAUCGCCCUUGGUAUCCACGGUCUCCAGCCUCCAAGAUUCAAAACUCAAGAAGAACAGCUUGCCCUGUGUAAGGCGUCGGUGAUGAAGUACACCGAGGAUUUGAACCGGUAUCUUUACUUGGUCGAGCUCCAGGAGAGAAACGAAAGGCUCUUCUUUCGUCUUCUCAGCGAAAACAUCGAGCAGAUGAUGCCCAUAGUCUACACACCAACCGUGGGACUUGCCUGUCAGAAAUUCGGUGUAAUUUACCGAAGACCCCGAGGUCUCUUCAUCACUUGCCACGACAAGGGUCACAUAUACGAGAUUCUCAACAACUGGCCGGAGCAAGCCGUUCGGGCGAUAUGCGUGACUGACGGUGAGCGAAUUCUGGGAUUGGGUGAUUUGGGUGCUUGCGGGAUGGGAAUUCCCGUAGGAAAAUUGGCUCUGUACACGGCGUUGGCCGGCAUAAAGCCACACCAAUGCUUACCGAUCACAAUCGACGUCGGGACAAACAACGAACAGCUUAGAAAUGAUCCGCACUAUAUCGGUCUCAACAAGCCCAGAUCACAAGGCGCCGAGUACGACGAACUGAUCGAUGAAUUCAUGGCUGCAUGCGUCAAGAAAUACGGACAAAAUGUCCUCAUCCAGUUUGAAGAUUUUGGAAACCACAAUGCCUUCCGUUUUCUGGACAAGUACAGGGAUAAGUACUGUACAUUCAACGAUGACAUUCAGGGAACCGCCGCAGUCGCGGUUGCUGGUAUUCUCGCAUCGAAAAGAAUCACCAAACGGAAAAUUCGUGAUAAUAAAUUCGUUUUCUUGGGUGCUGGCGAGGCAGCCAUCGGAAUCGCGGAUCUCUGCGUUAAGGCGAUGGAAGCUGACGGAUGUACCCAAGAAGAAGCGAGAGCCAACAUCUGGAUGAUGGAUAUCGACGGUCUCCUGGUGAAGAAUCGGCCCGUGGGAAACCUGGACGGUCACAAAGCCUGGUACGCUAAGGAUCACGCGGUCAUGAAGUCCUUGCUGGAGGUUGUCAAGGAGAUCAAGCCGACGGUGCUUAUCGGCGCGUCGGCAGCUGCCGGUGCUUUUACGCCGGAAGUGCUUCAAGAAAUGGCCAAGAACAACGAAAGACCCCUCAUAUUUGCGCUGAGCAAUCCGACGAGCAAAGCCGAGUGCACCGCUCAACAAGCUUACGAAAACACGGAGGGUCGUUGUGUAUUCUCGUCAGGAUCGCCGUUCGGGGAAGUGAACUACAACGGAAAAAUCUACAAGCCGGGACAAGGGAACAACGCUUAUAUAUUCCCAGGUGUAGCUUUGGGUGUGAUAGCUACGGGUUGUCACCACAUAACCGAGGAGCUGUUCCUCAUUUCCGCCCAGGUGGUAGCAGACCACGUUAAAGACGAGGAUUUGGAACUGGGAAGUCUGUAUCCGCCGUUGAGCUGCAUCAAGGAGUGUUCGAUCAUAAUUGCGAUAAAGAUUGCCGAAUACGCUUACAAAAAGGGUGGCCUAGCCAGCGAAUAUCCGGAGCCGAAAGACAUGCGAAAUUUUAUCGUUAGCAAAAUGUACGAUGCCUCAUACGACAGUCCUCUAGCAAAUAUGUACGACUGGCCCGGUGAUUCGGCCAAACCUCGAGUACUUCCGGAACAAAAAAAUACAAAAAUCCAUCAUGAUUUGAAACAUCUGUAACAAAAUCCGACUGCUGGACUAUAGUUUAAAUGACGAUUAUCAAUAUUAGCCGAUUAUUCGUUAUACAAAGGUUGGGUUCUCAUCGUAUUCGAUUACCCGAUUAUUGGCGUGCGAAUAAGCGUUCCUGCAUGAAUCAUGAAUGAGAUUCUAUACAAACGGACCACAUCCGAAUGAACCGUCUACCUGCACGUUCAAAGCAAGUUUACCUCGAGGAAAUUUUACCACAGUUAGUCCUAGUCAUAAUUUUGACAAAACUAGAAUUGAUGAAAAGAUGAUAAAUGGAUUUUUCGUGCUAACUUGGAACGUGAUGCAAUAACUAGCAACAAAAAAAGAAAAAAAAAAAAGAAAAAUUCCAUCAAAUAACGCCAAAUUCAUGUGAUCUUCACUUAUUAAUUCUAAUUCACAUAUAUUUUCAUCAAUCGCAUCAUAAUUUUACGAGUAUUAACGUCCAUCAAUAACGACUGAAGAUUUUAUUUUAUUUCUACGUAUCUUCAUUUCUUACCCACUUUGACACUCGAAAUCGAUGACCAAUCUCAAAUCCUUUUCUCGCCCCCUUAAUUUUCUCCCAACUUCAUCCCAGCUCUAAUCUUAAUACAUAACUUUUUUCAUCCCAUCCAUGUAUUGCUGAAAAAAGAAUUAACAGUAUACUAAAAAACCUCCUCGAGAGGUCGCAAAACUUUUUUAUCAUUUGAUUAAUAUAGACAGAGAAGCGAUCGAUGCAUGCUCCGCUUAAUUAGCCUGGCUAUCAUCUAUAGGUUGCAAAAAUUUUCUUUUGUAAGUAUUAUUACAACGUCCUUUAGUUCAAAUUUUCAAAAUGUAUAGAUAUGUUUAUGUAUUGUAUAUCUGUGUAUGCAUAAUUAAUAAUUGACAACUUAACGGACGUGUACGUAUUAUUUCAUAUACGUAUAGGUAUGUACGCGACAGCAUUAUUUAUAAAACAUUUUAGUCAGCUUCAAACGAAUGACCUAUAAUCCUUAACCCUGUGGCAUUGCACGGGGAAAAAGGAUAGACAAAUAAGUUAUAUAAUUAUUUAUUUAUUUAUCGCGUGACCAUUUUUUCUUGCAUAUGGUAUAAUACAAUACUUUCAACGAACAAAAUUACACCUUAACAAACAUUCGUACAUCCUCUCGUCGUUUUUCUAUGAAAAUACUGCCACACUUACGUAGUCAAGCAAUUUAAACGACAUCAUGUGUAUAAACUUGUAGAAUGAUUCGCUGCAAUUUUAUCUGCACACGAGUAUUCACUUCUUCUAAAUUCAAAAUUUCGUUCCUUCCUGACAGCCAGUUGAUUAUAUCAAGCAAUAUCUGAUUAGCCAUUUGAAAGAAAACUUAAAAUUUUUGCAACGCAAAAGAAUCAGUCAAACUGUGACACAGUUCUCAAUAACAAAACAUAGCAAACGCUGUAAGCAUUUUAUAAGUAAUCAAGGCUGUAUACAUACACAAUACUGUUGUGUUCAAUAUUCGACAGAUGUUAAUAAUUUAAAAAAAUAUUUUUGCAUCGUUUCUGAUAGCGAUAAACAAACCUUCGUCACGUUUUACUUUCGUUGCGAAUCACUUGGCCUAUGUAUCGAGUUAGAGAAAUCAUCGCAGUGUCUAUUUUUCAUAGUCAUAAUGCAAAUUAAAGUUUUUUCGUAGUUUAGACCAACCCCGUAAUAACUAACACCAUGCUGUGUUCUUGUUUUUUCCCUCAACAGAUUGUAAGGUGUUGGCGAUUCCAAAGACCGGAUGUCGUCACGUAUAAACCGUGUGACUAAUUUAAUAAACUAAAGAGCGAAAUUAAUAUUUUCGAAAAAAAUAACUAUACCCAUAUAGAUUGUUGGUACAACGGUAGAUACAAUAACAAUAGCUAACGAAUACAUAGAUUAUACGUACUCAAAAACACACACAUAUACAUAUAUAUAUACAUAUAUGUAUAUAUCAAUAUGUAUGUAUAUAUUCUUGUCAAGUGUCGGGUUCGUACGAAUGAUCGACACGUCGAUAUAAGCUAUCAUUAUUUAUUGUUGAUUUAGAAAAAGAAGUAACCCUUCCGCUGGUUACAAUAUUACUUAAAAAUGCAUUGCGAAAAUAAUUAUGAAACAAAGAAUUAGAAAGAAAAAAAAAACAACCACGAGCCUGGAGCCCAGUUGUAUUAAAGUUGCAAUCUUCGAUAUUUUCAUGCCUCGUUGAUUUCGAUGCCACGUGUUAAAAUAUUGAGUAAUAUAAAUUUUGUUAAGUAAAUAAUUUAAUAAAUAAAUGAGGAAGGAAAAAAUAUCUUCGUCAACGAAAGUAUAAUUUUUGCAUAAGGAUCUGAACCGACAAUUUCAAAAUACCUUUAUAUAAUAUUUGUAUAUAUAUUAUAUAUAUGCAUAUAUGUAUAUACAUAUAAUAUGUACAGUUGCUCUGGAGCAACUAUACAGGCAGAUGUGAUAACAUUUGUAACAGGAAAGCAAGAACGUAAACAAAAUAAAGAAAGGAUUGAUUUUUUUUUUUUUUUUGUUUCAAAUCGAAAAAAGUAAAAACAAACGUAAACCCCAGUAUUAUGUUGAUUGGAUGAGGAAUAAUUAGUUUAAUUAUCUUUAGUUGUUUUUUUUUUUUUUUCUUUUUUUUUCCAACGUGUAAAACAACAGUAUUCAUAUACGCUAUAAUGAUUGUAACAUUAUUAUACGAAUGACUUGUGUAAGUUAAAGUAAUGCAGAUAUAUUUUUGUCUAAAAUUGUUGAUUGGAAAUUUAUUGAAAAGCAAUUUCAUUGUGCUUCAUUGUAUAUCAUUGUGCGAUAUAAAUCGCGAUUGAAAUAACAGUAUUUUCUCUAAAACAUACGCAUAUUGUAACAACGCAAUAUCGUGUUAACGUACUGUAUUACAUUGUAAGUAUGUAACAACAUUAAUUUUAAUUGUCGGCCGUAUACUUGAAAAGCGAAGAAA
Molecule: messenger RNA, 4918 nt
Organism: Neodiprion fabricii
Lineage: Eukaryota; Metazoa; Arthropoda; Insecta; Hymenoptera; Diprionidae
Product: NADP-dependent malic enzyme-like
Exons: 11
Coding region: 141-2018 (625 amino acids)
Biological process (GO): pyruvate metabolic process; malate metabolic process
Cellular component (GO): mitochondrion
Molecular function (GO): NAD binding; malate dehydrogenase (decarboxylating) (NAD+) activity; malate dehydrogenase (decarboxylating) (NADP+) activity
Source: RefSeq, a predicted model, not a curated record